AUAAGGUCGAGUCCAACACACUAUGGAUUGCGCACAAAAUCAGAUGGUGAUGGGAUUUCCAUUUUCGGUGCUCAGGACAUAUGGAUCGACCAUUGCUCAUUGUCACAUUGCAAGGAUGGGUUGAUCGAUGCUGUCAUGGGGUCGACUGGGAUCACAAUAUCCAAUAAUCAUUUUUCACACCAUAACGAAGUUAUGCUAUUAGGCCAUAGCGAUGAUUACUUGCCGGAUACUGGCAUGCAAGUGACUAUUGCUUUCAAUCACUUCGGCAAGGAACUCAUCCAAAGAAUGCCAAGGUGCAGAAGAGGGUACAUACAUGUAGUGAAUAAUGAUUUUACACAAUGGGAAAUGUAUGCAAUUGGCGGGAGUGGUAAUCCUACCAUCAAUAGCCAGGGAAAUCGAUACAUUGCUCCCUUCGAUCGUAAUGCAAAAGAGGUGACAAAGCGUGUAGACACAGAAGAGGAGAAAUGGAGGGAUUGGAACUGGAGAAGUGAGGGAGAUGUAAUGGUAAAUGGAGCAUAUUUUGUAGCCUCUGGACAGGGUGUAGAGGUGAAGUAUGAGAAGGCCUAUAGUGUGGAGCCCAAAUCUGCUGCAUAUAUUGACCAACUCGUAAUGAACGCCGGUGUCCUCACUAGCAGGUCUUUUUUACUUUCUUUCCCAUCUUUUUCUUUUCCAUUUUUUUCUCUC
Molecule: messenger RNA, 684 nt
Organism: Olea europaea var. sylvestris
Lineage: Eukaryota; Viridiplantae; Streptophyta; Magnoliopsida; Lamiales; Oleaceae
Product: probable pectate lyase 12
Exons: 2
Molecular function (GO): pectate lyase activity
Source: RefSeq, a predicted model, not a curated record